AUGAGUCGCAAAGACCCCAUAAAUGAGAGUAGUGUACGCGAACACGCAUUUUUUAAUCAAUUAAUUAUGUGUGACAAUAUUCAUUUUUGUAAAACUCAGUUAUAUCCAUACACUGAAAACAAUCACUAUUAUAUGGAUGUUAACGAAGCACAAACAUGUUAUUUAAAACGAAAGUUAUCAGAAUCGGAUGAUCAAGAAGAUGAAUUAAGCAGUGAAGAAAGUGAAGAUGAUUUGGAUGAAAAUGAGGAAGAUAGUGACGAAGACAAUAAUCAACAACACUCACAUUCUCAUAAUCAUCAAGACAUUUCUGAUAUAUACGAUAGUAAUAGUUGUUAUCAACCAUACAGUGCAUCAGUAUCAAAAUUAAAUUUAUUCAACAGAUGCUCUACAAUCACAACGAGACGCCAUAGUGAUACAAUAGUGGCAGCAUCAAAAGCAGUUUCAUCCACUACUACUCCAAUAGUAAAACGUCGUUAUACUUAUUCAACAAUGCAUGAUGAUGAACAAAAACGUACAGUAUUAUUAGAAUCUUACCGUAAAUUACGUGGUAUUAAAAAACCUAAACUCCAUGUAUCACUAAUGAUCUGUAAUUUGAUAAAGUGUCUAGAAAAAACGUUCAAAACACCUUCAUCAUCAACAACAACCACCAGUAUGUCGCAUAGUUGUAGUAAUACCAGUUUGACUACUACAACAACAGCAUUAUCAACAAAUACUUAUCCGAUGAGAACACCGCCACAACAUUAUGGUUUAACAUCGACACAUGAUCAACAGUAUUCUUCUUCACAUCUCCAUCAUUCGAGAACAUCGUUUCGUAGUUCAUCUUCGGACAGUAUAUCACCUCAGUUAUUAGAUUUCAAUGAUAUUAUGUAUAGUUCAUCUUCGAAUGUCACGUCAAAUAGUUUAAUAAACGAUUCAAUCAGUGAUAUUAUUGAUAAUAAUAAUUGUCCGUAUACUAGUGAAACAAAAACUCAUUUGAAUGAUUAUAUCAAUGAAACAUACACACCAUUUCAUCAUCAUUAUUCAUAUUCACCUCCGUUAAUAUCUUCUACACAAUAUUGUGCUGUUUCUUCAUCGGCAUCUUCUCUACCACCACAACUACAGCAAUCAAUAACAAUAGCUCCGUCGAUUAUCACAUCGACACCGAAUGCCAAAGAUAUACUAUUAUCCACCUAUUAUGAUGUUGUUCCACCUAUUCUUGUCACAGAAAAUACAAACAGUAAUUGCGAAUUAAAUGACAAUACCGGUGUAUCAUCAACUAUUUGCUCAUCUACAUCUUGUGUAACAUCACAUUAUAAUACGGAUACAUUUUGGACAACUUUAGAUUCGCUACAACAAUCAAAUUUUGCUAUACCAGCAUCAAUUGUCUCCGAAGAUGAAUUAAUAGCACCACAUGGCGGAGGUGAAUACAUUGAUAUUAGUGGAAAUACAUUGUCAGCUUAUACAUUUUGUCAUACUUCACAAACAAACACCGAUUCAUUACCAGACACAAAUUCUUCGGUACAAUCAACAAUUUCUACAACGACAAAUUCAUCUGAUCGUUGUUGUAAUGAAAAGAAUAGAACGAUCAUUGAUGAAGAUUCUCCUUGUAUAUUUACUACUAAUAACAAUAGUUUACAAUCAUCUGAUUUAUGUACCAUUUUAUCAUCAUCGAAUACAAAUGAACUUGAUAUGAAUAAUAAUGAAACAUUUUCCUCAUUAACAAAUGUUGCAAAUAUGAUUCAUGAUGAUCUAUCGUCGUCAUCGUCUUGUAUUAUCAUAGAUCCUGAUAACAAUGAUUCACUGAUAGCUAACAAUAACAUUUCCUUUUAUCAACAAGUAACAACUAGCGCAUGUUCGUAUAGUCCAUCGUCAUCGUCUUCCUCGACUGACUAUACUUCAUCUCCAACGUAUUAUCAUACAAUAAUGAAUUAUAAUUUACAUGAAUCAUCAAGAACUAAUAAUGGAAUUAUAACAACGGCUUAA
Molecule: messenger RNA, 1962 nt
Organism: Didymodactylos carnosus
Lineage: Eukaryota; Metazoa; Rotifera; Eurotatoria; Philodinida; Philodinidae
Source: the annotation of a GenBank genome assembly